Messenger RNA from Odontomachus brunneus, 2647 nucleotides. RefSeq names its product zinc finger protein 808-like. The transcript has 3 exons. The record is from RefSeq and is a predicted model, not a curated record. Bases 632 to 2647 code for a protein of 671 amino acids. Lineage: Eukaryota; Metazoa; Arthropoda; Insecta; Hymenoptera; Formicidae.
UUAGCGCCUUAUGGCACGGUGCCAGCAUGUCAGAAGCUAAGGGUGGCUCUAAGCUGAGGCAAUAUCUUCUGCAACACAACAAUUAAAAUCAGUGUAUAACAAAAUUAGUAUGUAAUUAUAAUAAGUAGUAAAUAAUUUCGUUUGGAUGGGGAUCGGCAAAAUUAUUAGGUAAAUAAAGUUUUACCAUAAAGAGGUAAAAUGUAUAAUAAAGCAUAUUGUCAAGGGUUUUCUUGGCGUGUAUAUUUACAUAUACAUUAUAAUAGAUGAUAUUAUAUAUAGAUGAUAUUUGCUAAAUUAUAAGUGUCAAACACACUUAUAAUUUAGCAAAUAUCUUGCGUUCUGCUUUGAUAUAGCACAAGUUCUCAUGUUGUUUGAACAAUUAUAUUUUUAUGCGUGUCCCCUACAUUGUAAAAUAGUGAAAUAGUAAUUUCAGCAAUUCAUACUCUUGAAUUAUGUAAAUUGAAUAUUUAGUGGUAAAUUAUGCCUGGCGUUUGACAUUAUUUAAUUCUAUCGUAAUUUAUUUUUCAGAAGUUCACCUAAGGGACCUCAGUUUUCUGAAAUUCUGCAUUAUCUAAAGGAUGAUCGAAAUAAUUCACCUAAUGAUUUCCGGGCCGUAAAGGAUGCUGAAGACAUGGAAAAUAUGUUUGAAAUUAUAGAGGACAUCAUCCUUCAGGAAAAAUUGAAUACUCAUGCAAAGAAUGUCGAUGAACUAUUUUGUGGUUCCUACGAUAGUGUGUUACCUCGUGAAUCGAUUCAGAACAUAUCAAUUUCCAAAAAUAGUAAUACUUCGGUUACGGAUCGUCCCGAAGCCUAUGAUGUCAACUCAGAAAUGAUCGCCUCGAUGGAGCAGAAGAACUCUUGGCCCUGCACUGUAUGCGGCAAAAUUUUCAUGUACAAGAUAUCCCUUUUGAAACACAUAAGCUUGAAUAAUUGCCUGCAAUGCAAAAUUUGCAACCAGAACUUUGACGUGUUAGAAGAAUUUAAACGUCACGGUUGGACGUGUCGUAGACGUCUGACGUGCCGCAAGUGUUCCUUCAAGGCAAGUACAUUGAAAGAUAUGAGUGAACACAUGAAAUCGGUACACAAUACUAUCGACGUUAAACCGAUACCUUGUGACAUAUGCCUCAAGAAUUUUGCGACGCAACGUAAUCUUAAGAGACAUAAGGAAACUGUUCAUGUGGAGACGUUGCUGAAAUGUCCUGCAUGCGGCAGAAAGUUCCGAUACAAUGUUUCCUUCAAGAAACACAUAAACUUGAAUAAUUGCCUGCAAUGCCAAAUUUGCGACCAGAACUUUGACGUGUUAAAAAAAUUUAUUCGUCACUAUACCAUGUGUCUUAAAUCUGAGUAUACCUGUCGCGAGUGUUCUUACAAGACACAUACAAAGAACUGUUUGAUUAAACACAUGAAAUCAGUACACUAUGGUACCGACGUUUUACCAAUAUUUUGUGACAUAUGCUUCAUGAGUUUUGCGACGCAGACUUCUCUUAAGAGACAUAAGGAAACAGUUCAUGUGGACACGUUGAUAAAAUGUCCUCCAUGCGGCAGAAGAUUCCAAUACAAGGCAAACUUCGAGAAACACAUAAACUUGAAUAAUUGCCUGCAAUGCCAAAUUUGCGACCAGAAGUUUGACGUGUUAGAAAAAUUAAUUCGUCACUAUACAAUGUGUCUUAAACCUGAGUAUACCUGUCGCGAGUGUUCUUACAAGACACGUACAAAGAACUGUUUGAUUAAACACAUGAAAUCAGUACAUUAUGGUAUCGACGUUUUACCGAUAUUUUGUGACAUAUGCUUCACGAGUUUUUCGACGCAAAGAAGUCUUGUGAGACAUAAGGAAACAGUUCAUGUGGACACGUUGAUGAAAUGUCCUGCAUGCGGCAGAAAGUUCCGAUCCAAGGUUUUCUUCAAGAAACACAUAAACUUGAAUAAUUGCCUGCAAUGCCAAAUUUGCGACCAGAAGUUUGACGUGUUAGAAAAAUUUAUUCGUCACUAUACAAUGUGUCUUAAACCUGAGUAUACCUGUCGCGAGUGUUCUUACAAGACACGUACAAAGAACUGUUUGAUUAAACACAUGAAAUCAGUACACUAUGGUACCGACGUUUUACCAAUAUUUUGUGACAUAUGCUUGAUGAGUUUUGCGACGCAGAGUACUCUUAAGAGACAUAAUCAAACAGUUCAUGUGGACACGUUGAUGAAAUGUCAUGCAUGCGGCAGAAGUUUCCAAUCUAAGGUUUCCUUCGAGAAACACAUAAAUUUGAAAAAUUGCCUGCAAUGUCAAAUUUGCGACCAGAACUUUGACGAGUUAGAAAAAUUUAUUCGUCACUAUACCAUGUGUCUUAAACCUGAGUAUACCUGUCGCAAGUGUUCUUACAAGACACAUACAAAGGACUGGUUGAUUAAACACAUGGAAUCAGUACAUUAUGGUAUCGACGUUUUACCGAUAUUUUGUGACAUAUGCUUCACAAGUUUUUCGACGAAGGGUAAUCUUAUGGCACAUAAGGAAAGAUUUCAUGUGGGCACGUUGAUGAAAUGUCCUGCAUGCGGCAGAGAGUUCCGAUCCAAGGUUUUCUUCAAGAAACACAUAAACUUGAAUAAUUGCCUGCAAUGCCAAAUUUGCGACCAGAACUUUGACGUAUUUUUAAUAGAUUAA